AUGACCACAGAAUUCGACGAAGUGCUGAAUUUGGAGGAGAGCUUUUAUGUGGAGGGGUUUAAAGAUGGCCGAAGCGAAAACCUUAAGCACAAUCAUCUCGAGGGUAAACAAUAUGGGUUGCAAGUUGGAUUCCAAAGAUUUAUUUUCAUAGGAGUGAUUCGCGGUGUUUGUAAUGAGUUGAAGAAACUUAAUUUCAGUGCUUCCAUUGACAAGAACAUCCAACUAAUACUAGCUUUGAUAGACGAAAUCCCCAUGGACAAUCGUGAUGAGAGUGUGCAAAUAUAUGAGAAAAACAUCGUGCGACUCAAAAAUAAAUUCAGGCUAUUGUUGAUGGCUCUCAGUAAGCGCUGGAAAGACCUAAAUGCAGGAAAUCCUGAGAAGCUAACAUUCGAGAUGCUCGAAACAGUUUCCAAAACAGUCGCAGGGGAGCUAAAUGCCUAUGUUGAAGAUAGUGGCUCGACAAACGCUGUUUCUCAACCGGAGAAAGAUAUGUGGUGA
Messenger RNA from Lachancea dasiensis, 498 nucleotides. The record is from the annotation of a GenBank genome assembly. Lineage: Eukaryota; Fungi; Ascomycota; Saccharomycetes; Saccharomycetales; Saccharomycetaceae.